AUGUUCACCCCGACCCACACCCAGCUCACCGUCUACUCGCUCGUCAUCUUCGGCACCCUCUGGGGCGUCCUCGCCCGCCUGGGCCUCCAGUGGAUCGGCGGCUUUGCGUCGACCGCCGUCUUCUCGCUCGUGUGGGCCCAGAUGGUCGGGUGCGCCGUCAUGGGCUUCUGCGUCACCAAGAAGAACGCCAUCGAGCGCGUGUUCCCGCCUUUGUUCGUCAUGUGCGGCACCGCCUUCUGCGGGUCGCUCACGACCUGGUCGAGCAUGAUGGGCGACGUCUUUACCGCGUUCGCCAACCUCGACAAGCCCGCCGGCACCAGUCGCUUCACCGGCUUCAUGACCGGUAUGGGCAUCACGCUCGUCACCUUCUUCAGCGCCCAGGCGGCGUUCCAAGGCGGCAUCCACCUCGCCCACGUCGUCCCGUCGCCGUCCCGGCACCCUCGCUCUCGCCCGGGCCAAGGCCUGUUCAACCUCGCGACCAUCGUCAUCGGCCCCCUCUUCUGGCUCGGCGCCCUCAUGCUCCUCAUCUUUGGACCGUCGAGCUGGCGCUCGCGCGCCACGUUCGCCAUCGUCGUCGCGCCGCCGGGCUCGAUCCUGCGGUACCUCGUCUCGAAGCACCUCAACCCGCUCUCGGCGCGGUUCCCGAUCGGCACCCUCGUCGUCAACUCGACCUCGGUCCUCGUGUUCGCCGUCAUGGCCCUCCUCGCGCACCACUCGCGCUCUGCGCUCGGGUGCGCGGCGCUCAAGGGCGUCCAGGACGGCUUCUGCGGCAGCCUGAGCACCAUCUCGACCAUGGUCGUCGAGUUGCGCGGCCUCCGCACCGGUGACGGCUACCGGUACUUUGCCGUCAGCUGGUGCGUCGCCCAGGCGCUCCUCGUCGUCGUUCUCGGGACCUGGGUCUGGUCCGGCGACCGCGGCGAGCUGUGCUGGCAGCGGUGACGGCAGCGUGGCGGCCUUUUGUCGAUAGAUCCCUCCUCUUCUCGUCUAGACACGCAUUGUUCAUGCUGUUGUUGUU
Molecule: messenger RNA, 1015 nt
Organism: Rhodotorula graminis WP1
Lineage: Eukaryota; Fungi; Basidiomycota; Microbotryomycetes; Sporidiobolales; Sporidiobolaceae
Exons: 3
Coding region: 1-939 (312 amino acids)
Biological process (GO): fluoride transmembrane transport
Cellular component (GO): membrane
Molecular function (GO): fluoride transmembrane transporter activity
Source: RefSeq, a predicted model, not a curated record